CGGAGGCAGUCUGGGCGCUGUGAGGUGACGGGGAUAGGCGGUGGUCUGCUACCUCUUUGAGGACGGCAGACCCCCCCAAACAAGUCAGAGGAGGAAGCUACGGCUGUGUUGGGAGUGCUAGCAGCACUGAACAGACUCGGGGUUUUGCAGAAAAGGUUAUCUUCAAAAAUGGAUGCGAUGUCUUCAGAGACUAAUGACAAAAAUGACCAUAUAGAGAGACCUGUUAGAAGACGACAUUCCUCAAUUUUGAAACCUCCACGGAGUCCUCUUCGGGAUAUCAGAGAUGGGAAUGAAAUAGUUCAGGAACCUAAUGCUUUGAGAAAUAAGAAAAGCUCUCGUCGAGUCAGCUUUGCAGAUACUAUAAAGGUAUUCCAAGCAGAAUCUCAUACGAAAAUAGUGAGAAAGUCAGAAAUUGCAGAAACAGAAGCAAGAGAAAAUGUUCUGUUUAUGCAGAAUAAUAAUUCAGAAGAUAAUUACUGUGAGAUUAUUGGAAUGAACACUUUGCUGUGUGCUCCCAUUCAGACCCAGAUGCAACAAAGAGAGGUUUCAGUUACAGAGCACAAUCAUGGAAAGAAACAUUCAUGUGACCAGACAGUCAUCUUUUCAGAUGAAAACCAGAUGGACCUGACAGCAAGUCACACUGUGAUGAUUACCAAAGGCCUUUUAGAUUAUACAAAAAAUGAGAAGUCCACCAAGAUAGAUACCACGGCCUUCCUGGCUAACUUAAAGCUUCACACUGAGGAUUCAAGAAUAGAAAAAGAGUUAAAUUUUUCCAUGGAUCAAAAUACUAAUUCAGAAAAGAAAAUAAAUUUCAAUGACUUCAUAAAAAGAUUGAAAACAAGGAAAUCUAAUGCUUCUUGUACAGGACCUGAUAAGGAAAAUUCUGAGAUAUCUAUUCAUUCAAAAGAAUCAAAUAGGACCUCUUCUGUACAUCAAAUGCAUGAAUCCUUUCAUGUAGAUGAAACUGGCAGUAAUAUGACUAGAAUCUUUAGAGAACAAGAUGAUGAGAUGGAUUUCACCCAUUGUCAUACAGCCAAUAUUCAGAAUUUGCUUCCCACAUCCAGUGAGGCUAACUUAAGGGAGUUUAAAAGUGAUGAUAUUACAGUUUAUGGAAGUGACUUAAUGGACUUGACAAGAAACCACACUAUACAAAUUUUACCCUCAGCAGAUAAUUUACCUGAAAUUGAAAAUCAAACCCAGACUGUCAUGAUGGAUGUUACAACAGAUGAUAGAACUAAAGCUUCAGAGAAAAAGAGCGUCUUUGAGAAUAAACCAAAUGCUGCUUUCCAAGAUCCUUCCUUAAACCCUAAAGGUGAAAUACAUAUUACCAGAAGUGAUAUUACUGGGACAGAAACUCAAAUGGUCACACAGCCUUCUAACCAAGAUAUCAGUACAUUGGCUGUGAUCCCAGAAUCUAUAUGUUCCAGUACAGCAAUUCAAGAUUAUAAGACAUUUUUGUAUUCUAGUUGUAAUAAUGCCAUGGAACUGACUAAGUGUCUCUCAAGUACGAGAGAAGAAAAAAAUUUGCUGAAGCAUGACAGUAAUUAUGCCAAAAUGUAUCCUAAUCCAGAUGUCAGCUCUCUUCUUACAGAGAAUACGAUAUAUUCAGGAGAGGACAGCAUGGACAUUACCAAGAGUCACACGGUUGCAAUAGAUAAUCAGAUUUUUAAACAAGAUCAGACAGAUGUACGGAUAGCCAUACCAAUAUCUGAAAAAGAAAUGCUCCAAAAUCACAUAAUUGUGUCAAAGGAUAAAGAAUUUAAUGUAAACUGUAGCUCAGUUCUCGAUGUAUCUAGGGAAACAUUAAAACAGGGCCUGGCAAAUCCUUCCUUUAUUUCACUGACUGGCAAAAAGAAUGUAAUCUUCACAGGUGAAGAUAACGAUUUGACUAAAAGUCACAAAACUAAUUUGGGAAGUCAAGCUCCUUCUCCAUCUUAUAAUCUAGCAUCUGAAGAUAUUAAUAAGUCUCACUCUGACAGCAAUGGCCUUUUAAAUGAAUUAGAAAAAAUGACCAAAAGUCAUUUUGAACUAUCCCAACAGCCAAACAUAAUAUCUCAAAACUUCCUAACUGACACUUGGAGAAGAGAAAAAGAUCCAGUUUUGGAGGUUUCACCCUAUCUUGAUGAAGUUUCUCCUCAGUCAGUCAAUAUUAACCAGGACAGUGCAAAGUAUAAUAUACUAUACUCUGGUGGAGAUCUUAAUAAACAAGUAGCCCUGGGGAAUAACAGAAAUACUGUGUCAUGUGAGCAAUCUAUGUUUCCUACCACAAAGCUGUUUUCAUCAGAAGGACAAUGUACUGUGAAAAAUCAUAAUACUGCUAUUGACAGUCAUAUAGUAAAAUCUGUACCAGGCCAGAACUCUAAACUGCCUGAGCCACUGAGGAAAAGUUUAGGCAAUCCUGCCCUUGACUGUUCUCAUGACAAGAUAAUUAUUUGUUCAGAAGAGGAGCAAAAUAUGGAUCUAACCAAGAGUCACACUGUUGUCAUUGGAUUUGGACCUUCUGAAGUACAAGAACUUGAUAAGACUAAUUUAGGAAAUAGUAUCAGACAUGAAGCUGUAAAAGUUGAGAAUUAUAAUAAAACUCCUACUGAAAAAUCUGGAGUAUUCAUUUUUAAUGAUAUGGAUACAUUGGAGGACAAAUGUAUACAGCAACCUGGAUUUCUGAAUGAAAACCAAGAUGUCCAAAUUUGUGAAAGGAAAAGUAUUGACAGACUAAAAAUUGAUAAGACUGUUAUAUUUUCAGAGGGUGAUGAGAAUAAUAUGGAUAUCACCAAGAGUUAUACCUUGGAAAUAAAUCAUAGACCUUUAUUAGAUGAACCUGAUUCCCAUUUGGUGCCUUCAGCAGGAACUUCUAAAACUGUUUUGUAUGCAUAUGGGCAGGAUGAUAUGGAGGUCACCAGAAGUCACACAACUGCCAUAGAAUUUAAAACUGUCUCACCAGAUGAAAUAACUACCAGGCCUGUGGACAAGACUGUAAUGUUUAUAGGUAAUCAUGAUGAGCUAGAAAUGACAAAAUCCCACACUGUUUUCAUUGACUACCAAGCAAAGGAAAGAACUGUGCUUCCAGAGAGACCUGAUUUUGAACUAUCCAAAAAGAAAGGCCUGGGAAAAUCAACAGUGACUCCUUAUUCUGAGGAUAGUGUUUUCUUUCCAGAGAAUGUUAAAAGUGACAAUUCAGCAGCAAGAGUCAGCCAGCUGACUAGGGAACGGUCUAAUAGUGGUUCUGUAGAGAAAGCUGUAGCAGUUAUAGCUAAUGGUAACAUGGAAGUGUCUACAUCAACCAUUUGGAAAAAUAACAAAGAUGUACCAAAGCCUAGAUUUCUGAAUGAACCUCUGUCAGACAUAAGUCAAAGAAGGAAAAGCCUUAGAUUCAAAAAUGACAAGUCCAUUGCAUUAUCAAGUAAUCAUAAAAAUGACAUGGAUAUCAUCCAGAGUUGUACAGAAAUAAAUAAUAAAAGUGCCGUAGAAGAUGAAGAAGACCUCCUUUUGGUGCCUUUGGCAGGAACUUCUAAAACUGUUCUUUAUACAUGUGGGCAGGAUGACAUGGAGAUCACUAGAAGUCACACAACUGCCUUAGAGUGUAAAACUGUCUCACCGGUUAAAAUAACCAGUAAGCCUAUGCAGAAUACUAUAAUGUUUUUUGAUAAUCACAAUGAUAUGGAAGUCACCAAGUCCCAUAAUGCUUUCAUUGAUUGUCAAGCCACUGAGAAAAUACUUCAAGAGUACUCUAAUUUUGGAACAGCAAAAGGAGAAACCUUGGGUGUUUCUUUUCCUAAGGAUGGUAGGUCUGUUCAAGAAAUCACUGAAAAACAAGUACAGGCUGUAGAAAACAAAGUUGUUCUUCACACUGAGCAAAAGCAUCAUGUGAUAGCCUUUUCUAAUACAUUUUCUGGGGAUCAAGGUGAGAGAGAAAUUGUCAAAUUCUAUAGCACUGCUGUGGAUGAAAAGGACAGGGGGGGAGUUGUAGGCCAGGCCGACACAUUGGAAAAAGCCAAACUUGAAAGCUGCCACUUAAGUAGCACAGCUAGAAGAAAUGUGGAUUUUACAAACAGUCAUGCACCUGCUAUUUGUGAAUCCAGCAAUAAUUAUUCCUGUUUACCUAAUGUUAUUUCCUAUUUUGAUAAUUUGGAGGGGAAUGUCAUGUCCUUACAUGAUAAAGAUGAGAAAGCCAGUAAUUGCCCAGUGCAAAAUGGUCUUGCUUAUGCAAAUAAUUUAGCCCGUGAGUAUUACUUGAAAUCUGAGGGACUGCUUCUUUCUGAUUCUUGUUCUUUGUUAGAGAAGGAAAAAAUUACUCAAACUGAUACCAAAGGACAGUCAGACUGUGUCAUAACAGUGCUCAAAGAUCAAGAUCUGAUUACGGAGCCCCAAAAUCUAUUAGCUAAUCAAACUUUAGUAUGUGGUCAAGAUUUGAGGAACAUGACCAAACUUGACUCAAUGCAAGUAUCUCUUAAGUUUCCAGAGGAUCAGAUGGAGACCUUUGUUCAUAAUGCAGAACAUAGUUUAAAGCCGAUCUUUGUCGAUGAUGUUUGUAUUGGUUCUCAGCCUCAUCUCUCAAAGCAGCUCUCUCCAUUACCUCAACAAGGACAGAGUGUUGUUAAUAAAGAUGAAAGUAAGACUUUAAAUAUUGUUACAAGGAAUUCCUCUGUACCCAUAGAGGAAUUGAGUAAAAAUAAGUCCAUAAUGCUCAAUAAUGAGAAACAGUUUACUGUAGCCUGUGAAGAAGAACCGAAGAAAAAUAUCCAAACAGCUAAAUGUAAUAUAGCCAUAGAUUUCUGCAGUAACUCAGACUUGACUAAGCAAGUUGUUCAAACUCAUGACAAUCCUAAAGAAACAUCAAAUCCUAUCAUUGCAUCUAAUACUGCAAGUUUUAGUAGUGGCAAACCAAAUGUGAAUAAUUUGAAUAAGGAAACUGAAAAAAUUUUGGAUUUACAAACUGUCUGUAUACCAGCUGUUCCAGAACAACUACUUGAAUUAGUAAAUAAUGCAGAUAAUGAUGUGAGUAGAGUGCAAGCUACAGAAAUAUGUAAUAUGAACACAGUGUCCAACAAUGUUAAAGAUGAUAGAGAUGAGAAUAAAUUUUUUCAUAAUGAAUCUGAAACCAACUCUCUACCAUUAGUGACAUUUGUAAAGGAUAAAGUGAGGAGAUGUUCUUUGGGAAUAUUUUUGCCCAGAUUGCCAAACAAGAGAAAUUGUAGUGUCACUGGUAUUGAUGACCUAGAGCAGGUUCCAUCAGACACAGCUGAUUUAAAUCACCUAGAAACUCAGCUGGUCUCCAAUAAGGAUUUAGGCAUUGGAUUUAUUGCAGCUAAGCUGAACUUAAGUCCAUCGCAAUAUAUAAAUGAGGAAAAUCUUCCUAUAUAUCCUGGUGAGAUUAAUUCUUCAGACUCUAUUAGCAUAGAAACUGAGGAAAAGUCUUUGAUCAAGACAUAUGAAAAAGAGAUUUCACCACCUGAAAAUAAAAUGAAAGAAACCUGCAAUAGCCAGAAAAGAACCUGGGUACAAGAAGAUGAUGAUGAUAUUCAGAAUGAGAAAAAAAUCAGAAAAAGGGAGAUUAAGUGUACUGAUACUACACAAGAUCAGGAGAUUUUCAUUCACCAUGCUGAAGGGGAUAUAGAUAAAAAUGGUAACAGUAUAUUGAUAAAAAGCCUGAGCAGGACCCCCUCUAGUUGCAGCAGUUCUCUGGACUCGAUCAAGACUGAUGGGACCUCUGUGGACUGCAGCACAUACCGCAGUAGUCAGAUGGAAUCACAGUUUCUCACAGAUACUAUUUGUGAAGAGAGCUUGAAGGAGAAACUCAAAGAUGGGAGAAUAACAAUAAAGGAGUUCUUUAUACUACUUCAAGUCCACAUUUUGAUACAGAAACCCCGACAGAGCACUCUCCCAGCCAAAUUUGCUAUAAACACACAGUCUACUUCAGAAGAUCUGAUGUUAAGUCAGUAUGUUUACCGACCCAAGAUACAGAUUUAUAGAGAAGAUUGUGAAGCUCUUCGCCAAAAGAUCGAAGAAUUAAAGCUUUCUGCAUUGAACCAAGAUAAACUAUUGACUAAUGUAAAUAGGAACCUAUGGGAAAAAAUGAGACACUGCUGUGAUGAGGAGCUGAAGGCCUUUGGAAUUUACCUGAACAAAAUAAAAUCACAUUUUACCAAGAUGACUAAAGUCUUUACUCACCAAGGAAAAGUGGCCCUCUACAGCAAGCUGGUGAAGUCAGCUCAGAAUGAGAGGGAGAAACUUCAGGUAAGGAUAGAAGAGAUGGACAACAUACUUAAGAAGAUGGACAGCUGUCUCACUGAGGUGAAACUAGAAACUAAGAAUUUGGAGAGUGAAGAGAAAUAUAAUUUUGUGGAAGAAUGGGAUUCUGAAAUGAGAGCUGCAGAGAAAGAACUGGAACAGUUGAAAACUGAAGAAGAAGAGCUUCAAAGAAGUCUCUUAGAAGUAGAGGUACAGAAAGAGCAAACCCUUGCUCAAAUAGACUUUGUGCAAAAACAAAUAAGUACAACUGAAGAGCUACUGGAUCAGUUGAGCUUGUCUGAGUGGGAUGUCAUUGAGUGGAGUGAUGACCAAGCCAUAUUCACCUUUCUUUAUGAUACGAUAGAACUCAUCAUCACUUUCGGAGAGCCAGUAGAUGGUCUCCCUUUCGUGAACAACGCUUAUAGGAGGAUUGUUGACCUGAAUUUUCAAUCUCUGUUAGAUGAGGAGAAAGCUCCUCCUUCCUCCCUUUUAGUGCAUAAGCUUAUUUUUCAGUACAUUGAGGAACAGGAAUCCUGGAAGAAGAAAUGUACAACACAGCACCAGGUAUCCAAGAUGCUUCAAGAAAUCUCAAUGGUAGUAAGCCAUUGCAGACUCCUUGGAGAGGAGAUUGAGUUUUUACAGAGAUGGGGACCAAAUUAUAACCUAAUGCACAUAGAUGUGAAUGAUACCGAAUUGAGCCUUUUAUUCUCCAGCUCUGCAGCAUUUGCGAAGUUUGAGAUAACUUUGUCUCUCUCAGCCCAUUAUCCAUCUGUCCUGUUACCUUUCUCCAUUAAAAAUCACCUUGGAAACAUCAGCCACAGUGAAAUUUCUGCCCUUCUAUUUAAAGUGCCACUGGAGGACAACUACUUAAAGAAUGUAGUCAAGCAAAUUUACCGAGAUCUGCUUCAGGGCUGAGAUUCCUACCAGUAGACCCAUGGACCACAGCUAUAACUGGACAAAGCACAGGACACUCAAUAAUAUUAUGUUAAAGUCCCCAUUGCUGUUUAAUCUUCAUCUUUACGUCCUAGAAAAUAGCCUAGUAAAAUUCCUUCUGAUGAUUUUCUAGUUAGGUUGGUUUUUAAAGCUCUACAGUUAGAAAUAAUGAAAAGCCUCAAACAGCAAGCUGUCAACUUGCUCACCUUCCUGCUAAAGGUAUGAGGAGUAGAGCACUUAGGAACAGUUUCUCCUAACUAAAGUGGCACUCUCUGCUUUAGUUAGGAGCAGUUUAGUCAUGAGGAGGUGUAACCACUGGCAAAAACAGGUUUGCUAGCUUCUUCCUAGGAGAUAUUUCUGAAAUAGAGACAUGUCUGUCUACAAAGUACUCAUCCUCCUUUUUCUCCAUUCCAGAAAUGUUAUUAAGAGAAAUCAGUAGCACUCAACUGUUAGUUUGCCAUUUUUUUCUUGAUGGCCUUGCCUCCUUUUAUUAUAUAAUGUCUGUUACUGUUUUCUUAGUAAGUAUAAUUUUGUAUGGAAAGGUCAUUGGCUUUGGCCUAGUACAUAUAUGUAAAUAUAUUAAUACUGACUUUGUGUUUAUGAUGUAGUAAGGAGAUAGAAAUACACAGAGAUGUUUAGAAAGAUGCCCUAUUUCUGCCUAGGCAGUUUCCAUCUUUCUGAAGCAAUAUUCUCAACUCCUUUCAUUAAAUAAUUAUACUUCAAACAAUAUCACACCAAAAACACCAGUUUUUUCAAAUUCUGACCAUAGUAAUGAACUUAGUAUUGGUUUCUGAAGCCGUACCUUUCUCAUAAACAAAAAUAAAACAUCACCCUGACCAGUAUGGCUCAGUAAGUUGGGCAUUGUCCCACAAACCAAAAGGUUGCCAGUUCAAUUCCCAGUCAGGGCACAGGCCUGGAUUGUGAGCCAGUUCCCGGUUGGGGGUGUGCAAGAGUCACCCGAUCGAUGUUUCUCUAGCAUGUUGAUGCUUCUCUCUCUCUUUCUCCCUCCCUUCCCCAUCUCUAAAAAUAAAUAAAGUCUUGAAAAAAACCAUGGUUAAUCCUUCAUUGAAUUCUAUAUUAAAAAAAAACAAAACCUAUUAAGGAUAUGUUGGGGAUACUUGGAAAUAUGACUUUAAACUACAUGUUGAUUAUAUUUUUGUAUUAGUUAAAUACCUUGGGUGUGAUAAUAGUAUUAUGGUUCUAUAGGAGAAUGUCCUUAUUAGGAUAUAUAUAUCUGCAACUUAAUUAUACAUGGCUUUUAACACUGUAUCGUAUAUGUUUGUGUACAUAUGUGUGAGAGAAAAAGAAAGCAAAUACAGCAAAAUAUUAACAAUUGAUGGAUCUAGGUAAUGGGUACAUGGGUGUUUAAAUUCACUGGUUUUAAUAUGUAGGCUUGAAUUUUUUUUUUAAUAAAAAAUUGAAAGUGAAAAGAAGUUUGCUUGGUGUCCUACAGAAAUGUUGAAAGAACAGUGCAGUUAAAUACCCAUGUACCCGUUACCUCAAUUCAAUAAAAAUUGAGAAAAAAUAAAAAUAAAAUUACAAAUGCAGCUAGUCUUUGAGUCAACAGCUCGAUUUCUAGGAAGCUAUCCUACAGAUAAACAUGCAAAAUUUUGGCACUGCUUACAGUAUUAAAAGGUGAUAGACAACUUACAUGUCUAUCAGUAGGGGUGUGGUACAUGCCUUCAGUGAAUACUAUUUGAUUAAAAGGAAAAAUUAUGCGUUGGAAAUCCUGUAUGUACUGAUCUGAACCUAUGAAGAUAUGUAGUUGAGUGAAAAAGGCAAAAUGAAAGACAGUGUAUUUAUGUGCUGCUAUUUGUGUAAAAAAGAGUAUUUAUAUACUCAUACCUAUUUGCAUGCAAUGUUUUGACUUUUUAUUAUAGGAUAGCUUUGGAAGGAUGGAUAAUAAACUGGUAACAUUUGUUCUUUCCAAGAAGGGAAGCUGGGUGUCUGGGAGCAGAAGAAAGGCAAAACUUUGUACUGAGUACUUUCUGAAUUUUGGAUCAUGUGAAUGUUAUUAACCACGAAAAACUAAAAAUAAUUUCAGUACAAUUUUUUUUUUAAAAAAAGAACAAUAUAACCCUCACUUGUGUGGCUCAGGUGUGGCUCCGGUCACAGGUUCGAUUCCCUGUGAGGGCAUAUGCCUAGGUUGCAAGUUGUGGCCAAUAUUAGGUACCUGAUCAAUGUUUCUCUCUCACAUUGAUGUUUCUUUCCCUCCUUCCCCUCUCUAAAAUCAGUAAGUAUGUUCUCAGGUGAGGAUUAAAUAAAUAAGAACACCAUUAAAAACUUUUCAUUUUGGGAAAUUUUCAAAGGAUGAGGGAACAUCAAGACCAAGAAUUUGGCAUAGUCUAGGGCAGAAAGAAAUUAAAUUUAGCAUCAAAAACAGUUGCAGUAAUGGUUAAUUAGGCUUCCCUAAAGCCUGGAUGAAAUCUCAGAUGUGGGGAAACUAUCCUGGAUUGGCUGGGUGGGCCCAGUGUAAUCACAAGAAUCCUUGUAAGGAACAGAUUCUCUACUAGAACCUCCAGAAGGAACACAAUUCUGUCUAAACCUUAACUUUAGCCUAAUGAAACCCAUUUAGGAAUUCUGACCUCCAGAACUAAGAUAUUUUUGUUCUUUUAAGUCACCAAAUCUAUGGUAAUUUGUUACAGCCACAAUAGGAAACUAAAGACACUGGGAUAAUUAUUGUGUUCCACUGACCUAACUUUUUUGUACAAGUACCUUUUCACUGUAGUUUUAUAAUAACAUUUAAUAUAUUAUUAAAGUUUUCUUCUUAUAGGAUGUGCACUUAAGUUUAUUUCAAGGCAUUUUAUAUUUUUGUUAAAAUAUGAAAAUUAUUGUAAAGUCAAAACAAAUUUAUACCAAAAGUUCAAACCAUACAUAAAAGAAUAAAGAUGAAGGCAAAGUCAUCCAAAAGUUAAGUAUUGAGCAUCUUUCUACAUGCUAGUUUCUUUCAGCUAUAAAGAAGACCUAUGACUGUUGAGUAGGCAGCCAACAGUGAUUGCCACAAAUUCCACUGGGAUUUCUAUUGGGAAUUCGCUGAUUUUAGAGAAUUUUUGAGCUUAUAAUAUUGAGCCUUCUCCUUUGGGACCAUAGUUUUAUAUAUUUCUCCAUGUAGAUCCUAAAAGCUUAUUUCUGGUUACUUAUGAUAUUUGUUGCUAUUGUGAAUGAGUUUUUUUCUAUUACAUUGUCUAAUUUGUUAUUGUUAACACUUAA
Artibeus jamaicensis (Jamaican fruit-eating bat) is the source of this 10371-nucleotide messenger RNA. It is a transcript of the gene KNL1, whose product is annotated as kinetochore scaffold 1. Gene Ontology annotation, cellular component: nucleus. Lineage: Eukaryota; Metazoa; Chordata; Mammalia; Chiroptera; Phyllostomidae. The record is from RefSeq and is a predicted model, not a curated record. The transcript is spliced from 27 exons. Bases 169 to 7143 code for a protein of 2324 amino acids. Gene Ontology annotation, biological process: cell division; protein localization to kinetochore; attachment of spindle microtubules to kinetochore.